AGCGCCGCCGCAGUUAUCUUGCGAGUCGGAAGUUCAAGUUCUAGAUUCUGGAACUCCGGUACUUGCACAGUCGCAGAAGACAUGGCGAGAAUGGUAUUUAUCUGUGGGAAAGUAAGAGGCGCGUGCGGUGCAUGCUGGGAUAUGUAGUCGGCGCCAAGCUUAGUGCAGUUUAAGUGGGUGAGAAACUCCUCCCGGGGCCGAAGAGUGAACUGUUGCUCCUAGGAUCAGACGCCCCGCGGUGGAGUCUUAGUGCUGUCCUGUGCUCCCCAACGUGACUUAGCCACUUCGCUCCCGGUACGUCCUUGUCGGCGACGUUCAGACUUGAUUGGCAACCCUCAAAGCGCGGUGAUCAAUGGCUCCGAAAGCCGGACUGACAGACUCGCAGAACCCCAAGCCGUUUCAAAAGUGCUAAGUUCCCGACAGAAAGGUCUCGCCAAGCGAAUGAAAGAGUUAAACCUACCGGGAAAGUUCGCUGCCACUUCCUAGAGUCUCUCGGGCUUGGGGACCUUUCCGUUUCCGGUACCGGCCUCCAAGCCUCCAGUGCCCCGUUCUCCAACUGUGCUGAUGAGUUAAACGGGUGGCAUUUAGGAAACCGAGCGCUUUUCGGCCGCAAUGGAACUUGCGGCUCCAGAAGUGACCAGGGAGAAUCUAGAUGGGGCUAAGCUGCUGGAGAACCGGACGUCAAAAUUCCCGGGAGCCCCCAGGUCGCCCCUGGAUCGCGAGACCGCGCUACAUGAGCGCCCCCUCCUGGCGCGGCCGGAACAACCAGCCCCCGUGGAAAAAAUGCUGGACCAGCAGUACUUAUGUAGGUCAGGCUCUGGCCCCAAGGAAGAAACCUUUGUCAAGACCAGUGAUCCUGCAGUCCCCAAAGCUUUCAAGUGUAGGGAUUGUGGGUUGGCUGUACCCAGUCUCUCUGAUCUCAUUCACCAUCAAAGCAGCCAUGGGUGUGACCGCCCUUACAGCUGUCCAGAGUGUGACAAAAGCUUCCGGCGUGGCUCAGAUCUGGUUAAGCAUUACCGAGUUCACAGUGGUGAAAAACCAUACCCCUGCCCAGAAUGUGGCCGUUGCUUCAGCCUCAGCUCUAAUCUCACUAAACACCGUCGUUCUCACUCAGGUCUCCGGCCGCACAAGUGCAUGGAGUGCGGAGAGGCCUUUGGUCGCAGUGCAGACCUAGCAAAACACCAGCGGGUGCACACUGGGGAAAAGCCCUAUGCGUGUGCUGAGUGUGGAAAGACUUUCAGGGUUAGCUCCAACCUGAUCCAGCACCAGCGAACUCACACUGGUGAGAAACCCUACCGCUGUGGCCUCUGUGGCAAGAGUUUCAGCCUGAGCUCUAACCUUUUACAGCACCAGCGCUGUCACACAGGCGAGAAACCCUACUUCUGUGCCUGGUGCGGAGACAGCUUUGGGCGAAGUUCCUAUCUGCUAGAACACCAGCGUUCACACACGGGUGAGAAGCCCUACAAUUGCUGUGAGUGUGGCAAGAACUUCACCAACAGCUCAAACUGCCUACGGCACCAGCGCACUCACAAUGGAGAACCGCCCUUCAGGUGUCUUGAAUGUGGUCGUGGCUUUAGUGAGAUCACCAUGUUCACUGAACACCAGCGCAUCCACUUGAGCAAAUGACCUUUCCAGAAUGUGGCAAAAAUCUCACACCACAGUUCCAUCAAUGUUCACACAUGGGCAAGAAACCCUAGAAGUUUCCUGAUUGCAGCUAGUAUUUUUGUGGACACCAGCCUAUGCACACAAGCAAAGGCCUUUCAUUUGCAGGUUUGUCAAGAGCUGCAGUCAGAUUUCCCACUUGCUCUUCUACCAGGUGACCCACAUGAGCAAGAAGACCUCCAUCUGCCCCUUAAUAAGGCAAGCCUUUGCCCAUAACGCUUAGCCUUGUCUAACAUCAAUGGGUGUUCCAAGAUGAGAGUUUCUGCAGUUAUCCCUGGCUUCAAUGAAGGGACCAGAGUGUUGUUAGUUUUUUUUUUUUUUUUUUUCUUUUUUUCUACGUCCCGAAGGUGACUUAACUAAGGGCCACUAAUGGGGUUCACAAAUGGCAUCUGGGUUGAGCCACAGGCUAGACGAACAGCACUAGAGCUGUGUCUGCCUUCAGAGAAACAAGAUUUAAACACACACACAUGCACACACAAAAGUCCUGUUUUCUGAGAUUUCAUUCAGAAUCUCCAUUAGCUAGACAAAAGUUUUUAGAUGCCCAAAACCACAUAGCUCCUGCCCCAGCUGCAGAUAGGCUAACCAUGACAAAAGCAACAACUCCUUUUUCUCUGGAGGAAGAGGAUUACAAACCAGGCAAAGUCCAUGUGAGGACUACAGUAGCCAGAGGUUGGAGGAGGACCAAAGGGGAUGAUCAAAGGCUAUGUCUUGGCAAAAGGACCGGAGAAUUUGACCUUGGGAUUGUUACAUAAACUCUGGGUGUAAGAAACCAUUUGAGGAACUCUUCACCACUCAUUAACUCUCUCUACUGCUUACACUAGGGUGCUAGAGGUUGAGGUAGAAACAAAGAAAUAGAUGUUGAGUUCAGGAUACUUUAUGGUAUUUCUAGGCAGGGGCAAAGGCCCAAGAUUUGUCAUCUCGUUCUUUUCUAGUCUUCAGUCCCUUCCCUUGAAAAUCCCCCUGCCCCCCUCACGCCCUUUCCUUCCUCCAUCAGUGGAAGAAUAGUGAAAACUUCUGGACUUUGGAGAUUCAGUGUGGCCUUUCUGUCUGAUAUAGAGGAGGUUGCCCACACAAAUGUAUUUCUACUGCUAACAUUAUCCUAUAUGGGAGCACAGGGUUUCCCAGAGCACCACAUAGUCUUUGAGCAGAGUCCAAGCAAUAAGAGACUGCUUGUUUUCCCGAGAGGUGCCCUUGUCUGCACCACAUGCAUACAAGUGUCUCCUCAAUCUUUUGUGACAGUCCAUCCAUCCUUAACUGCAGAAUCUGGAUCCCCUGCCCUCCAGUUUUGCUGCCGUUUAUCAAGCUUGCUGUGUCUGUAUAGAAUAAGAGGCUAAAAGAGGAAGAGAAUCAGGUUACCCAGCCUCAGUUUCUAAGUGACUGGGUUUGUCUCUAGUUGUGUGACUCAUUUCUUUUUCUGGCUCUCAGUUUCUUCAUCUGUGAAAUAUGCAGUGUACCUCAACCAGGCUGUGACUAUUCCAUGGAUAUACCAACUUUCAUGAAGUGCCUGGUUAGGGGAAUGGCUUAGUAAGCCUCAGUUCUCAAAUCUGGGGUCUUGUUUAUUGUAUCAUUCAGAAAACAUCAUGGAAACUCAUGGAUCAGUUUCUAAGAUUGCCGAAAUGAACUAGACACUCCUGGAGUAGUCUAUUUUCUAAUAAAGGCACCGCAACAGUAAUAGAGUGAAUGAUGCUGGCAUUGGAGAUGGGGUGUCACCUGGAGCAAAUCUGAAAGGCAUGAACAGCUCUGGCUCUUUAAACUGUGUAGGGGAAACUUACUCCAAGCAGGAGUAAGUAAUUAGAGAAAUUCUUGAUGUGUUUCCAUCAACAGUACUUCAAAAAACACAACCCCUGGGUUUGAGUUGAAAAUCUGAGUAUAGCACAUCUAUAGUUGGCACUCAAUAAAUAGUUGUUAUGGUUUGGUUC
Molecule: messenger RNA, 3581 nt
Organism: Mus musculus (house mouse)
Lineage: Eukaryota; Metazoa; Chordata; Mammalia; Rodentia; Muridae
Gene: Zfp696
Product: RIKEN cDNA 9130023H24 gene
Exons: 1
Coding region: 613-1626 (337 amino acids)
Cellular component (GO): nucleus
Source: RefSeq, marked validated